Molecule: messenger RNA, 1032 nt
Organism: Kuraishia capsulata CBS 1993
Lineage: Eukaryota; Fungi; Ascomycota; Pichiomycetes; Pichiales; Pichiaceae
Exons: 1
Coding region: 1-1032 (343 amino acids)
Biological process (GO): nuclear protein quality control by the ubiquitin-proteasome system; proteasome localization
Cellular component (GO): nucleus
Source: RefSeq, a predicted model, not a curated record
AUGAGUUCCAUCCUUCCGUCGAGCUUCACCUUUGGAGUCGAUCAAAGUGGCCAACAGCCUUCACAGCAGCAGGCUCUGCACCAGAUUAUCAACCAUAAUGGCUCAUAUAUAAGCAAGCCUACACUGAGGAGCAAGAGAAGUAAGAGGAGGCUCAGUGAGGAGAUGAAUAGUGACGAAGAAAACACAGGCAGAUCGUCCAGAUCAAGCCCAAAAAGACUGUCACCACCGGUUCGCACUGCUCUGGCUUCGUCGUUGAAUAGGCACAAGAAGUUGAGGGGACAGGAGAUCAGAGGUCAGCCUCUUCCCUUGAAAAGGGUAAUCCAAACGCUAGAUAAGUCUCAACUGGAGAACUUAGUGGGUUCCUUGUUGGAAACGAGACCCGAUAUAACUCCGGAUGUACUGAAUUCCGUUCCCAAAGUGAGUGUGGAUGCUGUUUUGAACAUGCUCAAUGAGAGAAUCGAGUCAUUGGUGGCAGGAUUGCCAUAUAAAGUGGAACCAAAAUCAGAUUACGCUUAUCUGAGAGUCAAGCAUCUUGUCGCAGAGUUUUUCGAGGCAGUCUCCGACUAUGUGUUGAAUUUCCUUCCACCUGUGGAGACCGAAAUCAUGAACUCGCUCGUUUUUCUGUACGAAUUUCUGACCAAGAUCUACAACAGAAUGCCCGGCUUCUCCAACAUUGAAUACAGAUACUACCAGAAGAUCAUUAUUGAAAAGUUCAACAUGAUAUUCUUUGAUGUUUUCACCCUCUUCCUUGCAGAGAAGAAGACUAACAUUCUGAUUCUCAUCAACGAUAAUUGGCUCGAGAAGUUGAAGGAGAUCAACGAGGUGAAUGAGAACAUGUUUGAUGGUGUGUACGACUUUGUGAGAGAGGAAAUCGAUAAUUAUAGCAGAGGAGGGAGUCUUCGCUCUGAAGGGUCGGAUUUCGAGCCUGAAAUCAGAUUGCAAGGUCUUUCUUCCUUGCUGAACUUCUCCAGUGACAACAGUCCCCUUCAGGGGGCUUCCAGUGGCGAGGUUUAUGGGAAAUACAGAAUCUAA